AUGUUCAAUCAGAAACGCCAGUGGCCGAGAUUGUUGCUUCUGCGUUGCAUUUCCCUGACCCCCAAGCAUGAGCAAGCGACCGCUGCAGCGGCCCUUCGCAAAAUUGCCGUGUCUAGUGUCCUUUACAGAGCCUGGUCGAGCGCUGUUGCGCGCAAGCUGCUCGUUUGGUCUCGCGCACGUUUCGUGCACCCUGGGAUCGAAGGCGGUGUCCCUGGGCCGGAGCCGGCGGACUUCUUCCUUGAAGUGGCAUUCGAGCUCGAGGCAGCCUCGGUUGAUGGGGUCGCUCUGGCGGGGGGUACCGCUAACGUGAUCAAGUUCUUUGACAGAAUCCCUCGCGCCUUGGUCAAUUACUUGCGCAUCCAGCUCGGUGCCCCCGCUGGUUGUGUUCAUGCGUGGAUGGACCACCUCCGUUCCGCAAUCCGUUUCGUUCGCGUGCGCGGCGGCAUCGGGGUCGGCAGGCGCGCUGCCGCCGGCGCGGCAAACGGAGCCGCGGGGAUCCUGACUGCGCGCGUUGCUGCCCAAUCGCUUCCCGACGCUCUGCCGAUCCAGCUGCUCCGGAAAACAUGGUCGGACGCAGACUGGGCUCCGGGCCACCCGGCGGGCCCCUCUGGCCUGGCGCGCGGCCAUCUGCUGGCCUGCUGCCGCCAGGAGGUCGAGUGCCUCAUCGCCGAGGCCACCGCGGACUACGCAUCCCGACGCGCCGCUGCUGCCCGCCCAGAGCUGGCCAACUUGGGGCGCGUCGACGCGGCCACCACGUUGGGCUGCAGUCGUGAUCUUGGGGACCUGGCUGCAGGGGCGCUCUUUGCGCGCCUCGCCGGGCUCGUCCAUGCGCAGAAGGUCUUCGCGAAGAUCGCCGGUGACGAGGAUGAUGCCGCGUGUCCUUGUGGUGCCGAGGUUGAAACCCUUUCCCGCAGGUGUCGACGGUGUUGCUUGCGCAGCGUGGAGAGGGCAGACAUCCCAGAGAUUGCAGACCCAGCCCAGGUUGACGAUGCCCUCGCCACGUUUGGCAUCGGAAGCGAAUUUUUCGGCCCCACCUCGAGUUGCGCGUCCGCGGCCCCGCCGGACUGGCUCGCUCUGCGCAUGUAUGUCGACGACGACGGGCACAUCAACUUCUUCAGCGACGGCUCCACCGAUCCUGCCGAUGACGCUCGGUGGCGCGUGGCCGGCAAAGGGGCGGUUUUCCGCGCGUGCGAGGCUGGCGGCUCACUCCGGUGGCGCCUCUGGCACCCUCCUCUGCCAGGUCCCGUGCAAACGAUCACUCGUGCGGAGCUUGUUCCUCUAGUCAUGUUGGCUACCACUGUGGAUCAUGACUUCCGUGUCUGGGUCGACGACAAGUCUGUGGUCGACGAGGCCCGGGCCCGCGUCGCAACUGCAGGCCGCGGCCUGCCAGGAUGCUACGCCGCUCGGCCUAACGGCGACUUAUGGCUGCAGUUUGACGAAGCCCACCGCGCCCGCCCUGCCAGGCGCGCGGCGGUGACGAAUAUCAAGGCUCAUACAGAACGCAACGACGCCCGGACGGCAAUGGGCGCCUACCUCUGGGGCGGGAGCGAUAGAGCCGACGCCGCGGCCAAGCGGGGCCGUUCCGCGCACGAGGGCGCCCGUGAUACUGCUCGUGCCGAGGUGCAGCGAGUCGCGGCCCUGGCGCGCCGCGUCCAGCGUUCCCAGCUCGCGGCGCAACGCCGCAUGCUUGACGCGCGCAGCGGAGAUGACCCGGUUCAGGGCGACGACGCUUUCGGCGGCUCGGUUUCUGACGUGAACGGCGAAUCCGACGACCUGCCGUCGCGGCAUCCGCUGGCCUACGGCAGCGCGCGCGUCGUGGAGUUGGCGAUGCUCUACGAGAUCCAAACGCGAACGCGCCUCCCUGUGAAAACUGGCCCGGGCAAGUGUUUGCUGCCCGAUUGGCGCACGUUGGCCGCCGUCCUGAGCCGGGCGCUCAAGGAGAAGGGCAUGCUCGUGCAGGCGGUGAUCAAGGUACUGGAGCAGCACGGCGCGGGCUUCGCGGAGUCGCCCGCGCACGCCCUGUCCAUGCGGCCGCAGAUGCAUCCCCGUGCCCUGGGCGCCCAGCUUGAGACUUUCUUCUGGGGCCCUGCAGUCCGGAAGAGCAAGCUUCAGAUGGGCCAUGUUUUCACGACUGCCCCAGGCGGAGCUCCUCUGAUUGACGUCGCGGAGCGCGCCAUUGGCGCAGAUCCUCUCAGCGAGCGUCUGGUCCUGCACGGCAGCGCCCGGAGCGCUUUUGAGCAGGCCGACCUCGACCUCUGGGUGGCGGAGCUCCGCCGCCCGGGAGGGCCGCGCCCAGCUCGCUGCCGCUAA
Messenger RNA from Prorocentrum cordatum, 2310 nucleotides. The record is from the annotation of a GenBank genome assembly. Lineage: Eukaryota; Dinophyceae; Prorocentrales; Prorocentraceae.